GCAAUUUCCAAUUUUAACACGCAAUGAACCAGCGGUGCAUUUGGGAUUCAAAGUUGAAUAGAAUUUUUAUGAGAAAUUCCAACCUGAAGUUUCCUCGAUGGACAAUAUGAACAAGAGGAAAUAGUUGUGCAAAUUCCCCUUACCUCCAAAUUCUCCCUUGUGUUUGUUGAAAAAUUCUCAAAAACAAAAUAAUCUUGCAAUGAGGUUUGUACAUGGAACCCACACGUGGCUGUGCUGCAGCAAAUUUCUGACGUGAGUCAAGAUGGAUUCAAACACCAAUAUUUCAGAUGCUUUACUCUCACUGAGAACCUUUGUCCUGCAACCGUUUCGUGCCCUGUUGAGUCGUUUGUCGUUUUCCAAUUUGAGGCAAGGAGUUGAAGCUUCCAAUUCCUCCAUGGACUAUAAUAACUAUCAAAGCUAUAAAUAUGAUGUGUUCAUCAGUUUUAGAGGUCCUGACACCCGCAAUACUUUUGUUGAUCAUCUUUAUGCUCAUCUAACUUCAAAGGGUAUUUUUGCCUUCAAGGAUGAUAAAAGGCUUGAGAAAGGGGAAUCCCUUUCGCCGCAGCUUCUGCAAGCAAUUAAAAAUUCUCGGAUUUCUAUAGUUGUUUUCUCUGAAAGAUAUGCUGAGUCAACAUGGUGUUUGGAAGAAAUGGCUACUAUUGCUCAAUGUCGUAAAGAUUUGAAACAGACUGUUUUCCCUGUUUUUUAUGAUAUCGAUCCAUCUCUUGUACGAAAACAGACUGGGGUGUAUGAGAAUGCUUUUCUUUCACACAUGAAAAAAUUCAAACAUGAUCAUAAUAAAGUUUUGAGAUGGUCGAGAGCUAUGGUUGAUUUAACUGAAGUAGUUGGUUGGGAUGUUAGGAACAAGCCAGAGUUUCGAGAGAUUAAAAAUAUUGUUCAGGAGGUAAUAAAAUUAUUGGGUCAUAAGUUCUCAGGGUUUGCUGAGGACCUUAUUGGGAUACAACCACGAGUAGAAGAAUUAGAAAGCCUUCUGAAAUUAAACUCAAAGGAUGAUGAAUUUCGAGCUAUAGGUAUUUGGGGGAUGGCUGGAAUUGGAAAGACAACUCUUGCUUCCGUCUUGUAUGAUAGAGUCUCCUAUCAGUUUAAUGCAAGCUGUUUUAUUGAGAAUGUAAGCAAAAUCUAUAAAGACGGUGGUGCUACUGCUGUAAAGAAACAAAUCCUUCGGCAAACCAUAGAUGAGAAAAACCUAGAGACAUACAGCCCUUCUGAAAUAUCUGGAAUCGUACAUAAAAGACUUCGCAACAGGAAGUUUCUUGUAGUUCUUGACAAUGUAGAUCUAUUAGAGCAGAUGGAAGAGUUGACUAUAAAUCCUGAGUUGCUUGGUAAAGGAAGUAGAAUGAUCAUUACAACCAGGGAUAUGCAUAUUCUAAGAGUGUUUGGAGCACGGUUACCAAUAUCAUAUGAUGUGUAUGAGGUUCCACUAUUGAAUAGUAAUGACGCUCGCGAACUUUUUUAUAGAAAUGCUUUCAAAGGUGAGGGUCCCUCGAGCAGAUGUGUGAAGCUGACUCCUGAGGUACUAAAAUAUGCUCAAGGUCUUCCAUUAGCAGUUCGAGUAGUGGGUUCUUUCUUGUGUACUCGAAAUGCUGACCAAUGGAAAGAUGCUUUGAGCAGAUUGAGGAAAAAUCCAGACAACAAAGUUAUGGAAGUGCUUCAGGUAAGUUUUGAGGGAUUGCAUUCUGAAGAAAAAGAAAUAUUUCUGCACAUUGCUUGUUUCUUUAAAGGAGAGAAGGAAGAUUAUGUGAAGCGAAUUCUAGAUGCUUGUGGGUUGCACCCUCACAUUGGAAUUCCAAGUUUGAUUGAGAGGUCACUCAUAACCGUUAUAAAUCAAGAAAUUCUUAUGCAUGAAAUGUUGCAAGACUUGGGGAAGAAAAUUGUUCGGCAACAAUUUCCUUUCCAACCUGGAUCAUGGAGUAGAUUGUGGCUGUAUGACGAUUUUUACUCUGUCAUGAUGACAGAAACGGGAACAAACAAUGUUAAUGCCAUAAUUCUAGACCAAAAAGUGCAUAUCUCUGAACAUCGUCGGUUGAGGGCUGAAGGAUUGUCAAUAAUGAGGGGACUUAAAAUUCUUAUAUUGUAUCAUACAAAAUUUUCAGGAAGUCUCAAUUUCCUUUCUAACAGCUUGCAGUAUCUUCUGUGGUUUAGUUACCCUUUUGCUUCUUUGCCAUUAAAUUUUGAGCCUUAUUGUCUUGUUGAAUUGAACAUGCCUUGUAGCAGCAUCCAGCGACUUUGGGACGGUCACAAGGAUCUCCCUUGUUUGAAAAGGGUGGAUCUGAGCAACUCCAAAUUACUUGUAGAGACUCCAAAUUUUGCUGGAAGCCGAAGACUUGAGCGACUAGAUUUUACAGGAUGCGUAAACCUGUCGUAUGUCCAUCCGUCCAUUGGACUUCUUGAAAAACUUGCUUUCUUGAGUUUGGAAGGCUGCAGCAGUUUGGUCAGGCUAGUUCUUGAUGGUGACACUGUAUUUAACUUAUAUUCUCUCAAAGUUCUGCACCUCUCUGGCUGCUCAAAACUCGAAACCAUACCAGAUUUUACCAGGGUCUCAAAUCUGGAGUAUCUUGAUAUUGAUCAAUGUGCGAGUUUAUCAACAAUUGAUCAUUCUUUUGGGGAUCUUCUACAACUUAAAUUCUUGAGCUUAAGACACUGCACGAAUCUUGUCAGUAUACUCAAAAUCUUAAAUUCUAUGCCUUCUCUUGUAACUAUAGAUUUAUGUGGCUGCUUAAAACUAGAGAAUCUACCCUUGUUUGCAAACACCUCGUUCUCUGAAGAAAGUACUGACAUCAUAUUUGCAACUGCAGAAAAUAUUGAUCUCUCUAUAUCUUCUUUAAAUCUGAAUUUUUUGAUUUUUUUGGACCUGAGCUUCUGCAAUCUAAGUAUAGUCCCUGAUGCUAUUGGAUAUCUAUGGCAUUUAGAAAGGCUAAAUCUUGAAGGAAACAACUUUGUUUCCCUACCAUCUUCAAUAGGGAGGCUUUCCAGUCUAGCAUAUUUAAACUUGGCGCAUUGCAGCAGGCUUCAAUAUUUGCCGGAGCUCCAAGACUGUGCUACUUCUACAUCUGGGGGAAGGUAUUUCAAAAUGGUAUCCGGAUCUCACGAUCAUAGGUCAGGAUUUUAUUUUUUCAACUGCCCCCUCUUGGAGAUUGCAGAAGGUCAUAAGUUGGCACUUUCGUGGCUUAGGAAAUUACUUAAGAGUCCUUGUCAUUUCCGGUGUGGCCUUGACAUUGUUGUUCCCGGUAACACAAUUCCACAAUGGUUACCUCAUCAAUUUACGGCAAAUUCAAGAAUAAGGAUAACAGACUGUGUUAAUGAGUUUGACAAUUGGCUUGGCUUUUCCUUUUGUGUGACAUUUGUAGAAUUUCAUUCAACAACUUCUGGUUCAUAUUAUCCAUUUUCAUCACAACUUCCAUAUCCUCUUUAUCUUUCUUUCGAAAGUGAACAAAUGGAAGAAACCUUUGAUAUACCAAUUCGGUUAGACCGAAACGAUGUUGAUGGCUCAGAUGCAGAAUAUUUAUGGCUAAUCUAUAUCUCUAGGUCCCACUGCCAUUUUGUGACUACAGGAGCACAAAUCACGUUUAAAGCUCGCCCAGGUUUGGUGAUAACACAAUGGGGAUUGCGCAUGGUUAUGGAGCAUGAUAUUAUCGAUCCAUUUGAUUUGUGGAUAAAUGGAGUUCAUAAACAAGAAUAUCUUGGCCUAGAUCAUGUACAUGAAAGCAGCAGCAGCAGCAGGCCUGAAAUCCAAUUUCCUUAUAAUUGGUAUGAAGCUGUGGAAGAGAUAAAGCCUAAAGUCCAGCUUCGUUAUAACUGGCAUGUUACUGAGGAUGAGGAAAUCGAGAAUAGGGAAGUGAAUGUUAAACAAAGUCAUCUCUCGGAUAUGGGCCUUACCACAGCCGAUGAUUAUCAGGACUUACCUCAAAAGUCUCUUCAAUGACUUAUUUUGUUUACUUCCGCCACUUCCUAUACGCACGAAAAGGUGAUUAAAAGAUUUAUCACUUCAUACUUCAUUGAAGUGAGUUCCAAUUAUACGAAGGGAUGUUGAAUUGUAACCAUUUAACAUUUUAUUAAUAAUUUUCAAAAAUGAAGGACCUUUUUGAAUGUGUUGUAACAUCUCAUUAGUUCAAGCAUAUGUUCUUACUUUUUGGUACUUCUUCGUUUUUACAGUCUCAGAUCUGACCCCAAGGCCAUCGAUCCAGGCUGUGGCAGUAACACGGCUUUUGAGGCUGCUCUUCAGUGACCAAUUGAUCGAUUCAAAUGAUAUGGAGAUGUUACUGUUAGAAAUGAAAGUAUUGAUAUUCUAGUGUUUAGUUUAGAUCUAAUUACGUGUAUCUUUGUUGUCUUUUGGUAGUAGUACAUAGUUGUUGUUUUAGUGGUUUUUCUUUGUUCAUUCUUGCUUGUCAAGUUUGCCGUGAUCAAGUGGGUAGUGAUUUGGUCAUAGUGUAAUCUUUGGCUAUUUUAGCUUAUUGAAUGAAUGAAAUAUCUUGUCUUCGACAAAAAAGAGAAGCAUGUUUUUAGCCGGACUU
This is a messenger RNA of Trifolium pratense (red clover), 4532 nucleotides long. Its product is annotated as disease resistance protein RPV1-like. Bases 263 to 3943 code for a protein of 1226 amino acids. Gene Ontology annotation, molecular function: ADP binding. The record is from RefSeq and is a predicted model, not a curated record. NCBI's taxonomy places the organism in Eukaryota, Viridiplantae, Streptophyta, Magnoliopsida, Fabales, Fabaceae. The transcript is spliced from 8 exons. Gene Ontology annotation, biological process: defense response; signal transduction.